This is a messenger RNA of Sorex araneus (European shrew), 3516 nucleotides long. Its product is annotated as multidrug and toxin extrusion protein 2-like. The record is from RefSeq and is a predicted model, not a curated record. Gene Ontology annotation, biological process: xenobiotic detoxification by transmembrane export across the plasma membrane. Gene Ontology annotation, cellular component: membrane. The transcript is spliced from 17 exons. The coding region runs from base 61 to 1812 and encodes 583 amino acids. Gene Ontology annotation, molecular function: antiporter activity; xenobiotic transmembrane transporter activity. Lineage: Eukaryota; Metazoa; Chordata; Mammalia; Eulipotyphla; Soricidae.
CUUCCACAGCGGCGGCUCAGUCCCGGGCUGGAGCUCCCGCCUGAGCACCUUCCGCGCCGCAUGGAUCCCCCGGUGGCCGCCUACGCCGGGACCCCCGCCGUCUCCCGGGGCGCCCCCCGCCCGCGUGCCCGCCUGCGCGGCCUGCGGGGCCUGCGGGGCCUGCGGGGCCUGCUGGGGCCCGAGAGGCGACGGGAGGCGGCGCAGCUGGCGGCGAUCGCCGUCCCCGUGUUCUUCGCACAGCUGAUGAUCUUUCUCAUCAGCGUCGUCAGCUCCAUAUUCUGCGGACAUCUGGGGAAAGUCCAGCUGGAUGCGGUGUCGCUCGCUGUGUCGGUUGUGAAUGUUACUGGAAUUUCAGUUGGAACCGGCUUGGCCUCUGCUUGUGACACACUAAUGUCGCAGUCCUUCGGAGGCAAGAACCUGAAGCGUGUCGGGGUCCUGCUGCAGAGAGGGAUGCUCAUCCUGCUUCUGUGCUGCCUCCCAUGCUGGGCGCUCUUCCUGAACACUGAGCACAUCCUCCUGCUCCUCAGGCAGGACCCUGAAGUCUCCAGGAUUGCCCAAAUUUAUGUGAUGAUUUUUAUUCCUGCUCUUCCUGCCGUGUUUCUAUUCCAGCUGCAAACAAGAUAUUUACAAAGUCAGGGCAUCAUCAUGCCUCAGGUUAUUAUUGGGAUUGUAGCGAAUGUCAUCAACGUGGGCAUGAACAUCCUACUGCUGUACGUUCUGGACCUUGGAGUGCUAGGAUCUGCCUGGGCAAACACAACUUCCCAGUUCUUCUUGUGUGCUCUUCUGUUCCUGUACAUUCGGUGGAAGAAAAUCUACAUCAGCACCUGGGGAGGCUGGUCAAAGGAAUGUUUCCAGGAGUGGGGCCCCUUCAUACAGCUGGCGAUUCCCAGUAUGUUCAUGGUAUGCAUCGAGUGGUGGACCUUUGAGAUCGGGACCUUACUUGCAGGACUGAUUAAUGUGACAGAACUUGGAGCCCAGGCCAUCAUUUAUGAACUGGCCUCUGCAGCUUACAUGGUGCCUUUUGGCCUUGGUGUGGCAGCCAGCGUCCGAGUGGGCAAUGCCCUGGGGGCAGGAGACACGGAGCAGGCUCAUCACUCCUGCGUCACUGUCCUGCUGUGUGCUGCUUUUUGUGGACUUGUAGUGGGUGUUUUGUUUGCAAUACUGAAGGAUGUGGUUGGCUAUAUAUUCACCAGUGACAAGUAUGUAUCACAGAGAAAAAGAGACAUCAUUUCCCUUGUGAGUCUUGUGAUGCCAAUCUAUAUUCCCUUUCACCUAUUUGAUGCACUUGCUGGCACCUGUGGUGGAGUCCUCAGAGGUGUAGGAAAACAGAAGGUCGGAGCUGUGUUGAAUGCCAUUGGCUAUUACGUGUUUGGCUUUCCCAUUGGAGUAUCACUGAUGUUUGCGGCCAAACUUGGUAUAAUAGGUCUCUGGUCUGGACUGAUAGUUUGUGUCUUUCUUCAAGCCCUUUUCUAUUUGGUCUACAUCUGCAGGAUAAACUGGAUUGAAGCUGCAGAGAAGGCGCAGGUUCGAGCUGGACUAAAAAGGAUGAAAGAGACAAUGCCUACCCCAACAGAUCUCCCUAUGCUGGACAAAGAAGUAACUGAUGGAGUGAUUUUACCUGACAUCAUCCGGCCAGAGAGCCAGAAUGUGCAGCUGGUGGUGACAGAGGAAAGCAGCCAGUCUGACUUGUCCACCGUCGGGAAUGUUCUGACCGUGCGCCAGCUCAUCUUCUUCCGCGGGCUAGCAUUCACUGCUGCUGUUGGUGUUCUGUUAGCAGGGAUUUUAAUAAGAGUUUUAAAUGACCGUGGCUAAAUUAGAAGAAUUCUCACCAGCCCACAAGCUAGAAAUAUAUAAAGUAUGGGAAGUGGCUAGUCAGCAAAACCCUUGAGAGCGGUUUUGCUCUCUGCGGUGAGAGGAAGCCUCAUGAAUUCUUGGCCAUGCUGAGAACCCACACCAUCUGCUCAGGAUCAGGAAAGGAGGGGUUUAUCAUUUUAAGUAAACUUCCAUCCAAAGCUCAACUAGAUCAUGGUUUUAAAACUUGUGAAAAACAAAGCCAGCCAUAAUUUUGAGUAUCUCAAAUGUUUGUUACUUUUAUAUAUUUAAUACUUUUCUUAGGCCUGUAAAGAGGUCCAGUGUUCUACAAAAGUAGUUGCUGGGGCUGACCCACGUUCUGUCCCAGCACCUUGUGGUCCCCAAGUUGCAGGAGCAUCUCUGCGCAGAGCCAGGAAUAAGCCCUGAGCUCUGCCAGUAUGGCCCAAAGCAAAGAAAAGUAGUUUCUGAUCUAGUUUUGUUUGUAUUUCUCCAUUAGUGUACUUAAUCUUGGCAGUGAGUAGAAAUUAAAUAUCUAUUCAAGUCUUACCUCAAGUAUUGCUGUAUACAUUUUUAUAAAUUAAACAUCUUAACACUUACCAUGUAUGCUGAUAAUCUUUGUGGGCCUAAAACCAGUCCAUAUUAUUGCUUUUAGGUGUUCACCCUUUAAAAAAAAUUUAGUAACAACUUGUAUACUAAGUAGAAACUAAAUCUGUGUUCUGUUUUGCUGUUCAUCUUCCAGAAUGAUGGCAGGGAUGGCUUCCCUCAUCCAGCAAGAGACUUUUAGAACCCUUUCUAAAAUUAAAAUUACUAAUACUGGGGAGUCUUCAAAACAAAGCUCGUCAAAUGAGCAAGGUGGUUUCUGGUUCAAAGCCAGUCGGCAGCCAGUGCUUCCUUUAGCUUUCAUCUCCUACUCUGAAAUAGGAACAUCCUGGGCAUCACAUCUUUUUUAAAAAAUAGGCAAAGGACUUGAAUAGAUAUUUCCCCCCUCCCCCAAAAAAAUUGCCAAUGAACUUAGGGAAAUUAAUAUAUUGAUAGUAUCAGUAAUUUACAUGAGAAAUGCAGAUGAAACCCAUAAUGAGAAUGCUUCACAUGUACUAAGAUGGUGCAAUAAAAACAAUAUAAAGGCUUUAUUCUAUAGUAGCCCAUCUGUGUCAGGUUGUAAGAUAUUUUUCAAUAUUUAUAAAUUUUAUUUUCAUAAAGUAGUUCACAAUAGUUCACUAUAGAUAAUAUUUAAAUAGCCACCCCACCAGCGAGCAUCUUCCCACCACAAUAAGAGGGAAGUGUAUAAAGGUUGUUGUAUUUCAUUCUGGAGCAAAUUAAGCCUGCAUGUAAGAGAAUACAAGCAAGUAUGUUAAAACCAAACAAAUGUGUGCUACUUUAGUUACAUCAGUGGGCUCGAGUACAAGAUGUCACACAGCCACAAAUGCCACCAGGAAAUACUGCAUCACUCUCUUCUGGGAGUUUUUUAGUCUCUGGUUCUUGGCCAUUGAUGAGAUCACAUGACACCAGGGGUGGUUUGUGGUGUGACUGCCAAGCUACUGGAAACUAGGGAUCUGGGUGGAGGAGGCCCAGUCCCGAUCCAAGCAGGCUUGGAGAUCUCAGCCACGGUCCCGCAUACCUGGAUUCCUCUUCUGGUUCCUUCAUGUGUGAGGCUCGUCUGAGCAUGUGGAGAGUGGCCUUGAGUAUGGCUGCGGCUGGGUUCUG